UGCAUGUCACCAAAAAUAAAUUCGAUUUACCGCUGCUACUUCAGCGUAUCUUCUUCCCCAAGAACUUUCUUUCCUAACCAAUUAGAUCCCAAAACAAAGCCGAUAAGUUAUCCCCAAUUUCCCCAGUACACAAAACCUUUUUCACUCUCUCCCUCUAAUCCCCGGUCAUGGGACGUAAGAAAAUUGUCACAACCGUGGAACAAGUAUCGGACGUUGACGACGGCGUUCUGCUCCCAGACUAUAACCAGCCUCCGCCUCCGACUCCUUUUAUCGGCGGCUCUGUUAUUCCGAUUGUUAAUAAGCUACAAGACAUAUUUGCGUCGCUGGGGAAGGACCAACAGGAGCAGCUUUCGAAGCUGAAGCUGCCGCAGGUGGCGGUUGUUGGUGGCCAGAGUAGCGGCAAGUCUAGCGUCCUUGAAGCCCUAGUCCGCCGUGACUUUCUCCCCCGUGGCUGCGAUAUUUGUACUCGCUGUCCCCUGGUUCUGCAGCUGGAGAACCGUCCGUCCCUGCCCGGUGAUGAGGAUGACGGUCUCGAGUGGGGGGAGUUUCGUCACUUGCCUGGCCGAAAGUUCUACGAUUUCUCUGAAAUUUGCCGCGAAAUUCAGGUUGAGACUGAGAGAGAAGCAGGGCUAAACAAAGGAGUUUCAGAUAAAGAAAUUAGAUUGAAAGUUUCUUCUCCAAAUGUUCUUAAUAUAACCCUCAUUGAUCUGCCUGGGAUUACUAAGGUACCUGUAGGGGAUCAACCAAAUGAUAUAGAAGCAAGAAUCAGGGAAAUCAUAAACUCCUACAUAAGACAGGAAACUUGUAUCAUAUUGGCUGUUACUCCUGCAAACUCAGACUUGGCCACUUCUGAUGCGCUUAAAAUGGCUAGAGAGGUUGAUCCAGCUGGUUCUCGUACAAUUGGUGUGAUUACUAAGCUUGAUAUAAUGGACAGAGGUACUGAUGCACGCAAGUUUUUGCUUGGAACUAUUAUUCCUCUUCGUUUAGGAUAUGUUGGUGUCAUCAACCGCAGUCAAGAGGAUAUUAACAAGAAUCGUAGUAUUGCAUCAGCACUUGCUUAUGAGGAACAGUUCUUCCGUGAUAAUCCAGUAUACAAUGGCCUUAAAAAUUCUUGUGGCAUCCAGCAUUUAGCAAGGAAGUUAAAUCAGGUUUUGGAACAGCAUAUUAGAGUUGUUCUUCCUAAUUUGAGAAAAGAGUUAAAUAAUCAGUUUGUUACUGUGGCAAAAGAGGGGCAUGCGUUGGGAGAGGUUAUGGAAUCAAAAACAGAGCAAGGUGCAAUUUUGUUGAAUAUUCUGACAAAAUAUUGUGAAGCAUUUUCUGCUAUGGUGGAUGGGAAAAGUGAAAACCUGUCAACAACAGAGUUGUCUGGGGGAGCAAGGAUUCACUACAUUUUUCAGUCAAUUUUUGUAAAGAGCUUGGAGGAAGUUGAUCCUUGUGAUGAGGUGACCGAUGAGAAUAUUAGAAUAGCUAUACAGAAUGCAACUGGUCCAAGAAAUGCUUUAUUCGUGCCAGAAGUCCCAUUUGAAAUUCUGGUUAGAAGACAAAUUUCUAGGUUGCUAGAUCCUAGCCUUCAAUGCUUACAGCAUGUUUAUGAAGAACUUAUUAAGAUGAGUCAUGAUUGUGAACCAGAAGAAGUAAAAAGGUUCCCAAGGCUGAGAAGGCAGUUGGAGGAUGUCACACUAAAGUUUUUGCAUGAUGGGUCAAAACCUGCUGAAAGGAUGAUAACAAACAUGAUUGAGAUGGAGAUGGGUUAUAUAAAUUCCUCCCAUCCAAAUUUUAUUGGCGGGAAACGCGCUUUGGAGAUUGCUGUGGAGCAUGUAAGAGCUUCUCAGGAUGGUAGAGAUGUUCAAAGUAACGCAUCAGAGAUGGGCCAGAUGUCUCAAUCAAAUCCAUCUCGGUCUGAUAUUGGUGCUUUCCCAAACCAGGCUGGUCAACCUCAGUCAAAUGGUGAAAGAACUGCAUCAAUAGGAAAUUCAACCACAAGGACAUGGGGUAUUUCAUCCAUAUUUGGAAGCCGCUUAACCUCAGGAGAAACUUCAUCCAGUAGAGAGCCUGGGAAAACUAUGCAUGAUAUUAAUCAAGCACCUUCCAUUAUUCACCUUACCGAGCCACCAUCCUUAUUAAGGCCGCUGGAAAGAGGAACAGAGUACCAAACUGAGAUUAUAGUUAUGAAAUUGCUUCUUCAGUCAUACUAUGACAUUGUUCGGAAGAAUGUUCAGGACUUGGUGCCAAAGGCUAUAAUGCAUUUUCUGGUCAACGAUAUUAGAAGGGAUCUUCUUGGCAUAUUCAUAAAGAAAUUGUACAGAGAAAGCCUUUUUGAAGAGUUGUUAUGGGAACAUGAUGAUGAUGUCUUGAAAAGAAAACAGACUGGUGAAAUGUUUCUUAUUCUGCAACAAGCUAUUCAGACGCUUGACAAGGUUGUCGCUGAUGUUUCUUCUACAACGCCAAGCAGUGAUACUAAUGACGCCUCAAUUUUGCCAAGGUUCCAUUGACCUUUCUUCUGAUUAUUUCUUCUGAUUGUCUAGCUUGGCGAUUCAAUGCUGAACCAGCUGAUAUCAAACUCAAGACACUAGAUUCUUUCUUGAAGACAAUAGGCGAUCAUGCAGCUUAAUUCCAUCAUUAUGAGCAGGUGGAGAUUGAUAAAGGGGUAUAGAGCAACAUAAAGUUAUAUAGUGUUAGUAUAGGUUAGCUAGAUGAAAGUUUUGACAGGCAUAUAUAGUAGGUGGGUCGGAUAAUGAUGUUUAUUUAAGGCACAGCUAGUAUAGGAGUUGGAAACGUGGUAUGUUGUUUAUGUAUAUGUUAUAUGCAGUUCUGGUGUAAGUUGAAACAUGACAAGAAAAAAGAACAAAAUCAACGUUAUAGAAUGAUGGAUAUGACUUCUCUUUCGAUUUUCAAA
Coffea eugenioides is the source of this 2896-nucleotide messenger RNA. Its product is annotated as dynamin-related protein 3A-like. Gene Ontology annotation, molecular function: GTP binding; microtubule binding; GTPase activity. The record is from RefSeq and is a predicted model, not a curated record. The transcript is spliced from 20 exons. Bases 168 to 2492 code for a protein of 774 amino acids. Gene Ontology annotation, cellular component: membrane; microtubule; cytoplasm. Lineage: Eukaryota; Viridiplantae; Streptophyta; Magnoliopsida; Gentianales; Rubiaceae.